AAAUGGAAUUCAAAAUGAUGUUGAAUGACAGUUGCAGCACAGCGGUUGCAUACAGACCGAGUCUUUGAAAUGCUGCGUCAAUCCGAACAUUUGCAAUGUCGCCGAAGGCAAGCGUUUGCCAUUUUCAGCUUUAUUGUCAUCUUCUACAUUGAUUUUUCUUGUGCCGACAACCCAAACAACAAUGCUGAAGAUACUGCAAAUCCAGUCACUGCUGCCCUCCACAGGCUGAUUAUGGCUCCUUUGAAGCUUGUCACCAUGAUUCUUAAAGAACAUGGACAAACGGAUUUAGAUAAUUUAGAGAACUUGAUUAACGCCGCAAAUCAGAAAAGCCCUGAAAUACCUGUAGUUUCCGACAAUAAUGGUGGCGCUGUGCAAUCUGAUGAUGUCCAAUCGGAUAGUGUGCCAUAUCAAUAUAUGCAAAGUCAUCUUGCUACUAGAAGGAUAGGUAAUUUUUAUCGAUUUGGUGGCAGUGGUUGAGGUAUUUCGAAGGAGAUCUGAAAUCAUAGCACUAUUCAAAUAAAUGUAACGCUUUAUAUA
Messenger RNA from Bactrocera tryoni, 537 nucleotides. RefSeq lists its product as uncharacterized. The record is from RefSeq and is a predicted model, not a curated record. The coding region runs from base 25 to 477 and encodes 150 amino acids. NCBI's taxonomy places the organism in Eukaryota, Metazoa, Arthropoda, Insecta, Diptera, Tephritidae. The transcript is spliced from 2 exons.